AUGGCUUCUGACUUGAAGGGGUGUGGAAAGGUGUCCCAGAACCAGUCGGCUCGACCGAAGGACGAGGUGCUCAAGGAAAUCCAACAGGUGCUCAGUCAAAACAGGGUGCUACAAAUCGAGUUCUUUGACUUCCGGGUGCGGCAGUACUUGCAUGCGUUGUUCGGAACUGGUGGAAGGCCGCGGUUGAGGGCCGCCUUGGCCAUGGUUCAUGCGCGCACGCUGCACAGGACCAAGCAGGAUGUGAAGAAUUGGCCAGCCUACCUCGUGACGCUGCUGAAGAAUUUCGAUCCCGACAAGGCCACUGAGGAGUGGCUGUGGAAGCAGCCACGCGCUGAAACGGCGCUCGGGGAGGUCAACAGCGCACUCUCCUCGGCAUCCACGACACCUCCGACAUGUGACAAGACGGACCAUGAGGGUGAUGAGACAGAGUCCAGUAAGGGCGAGGCAGAUGACAGUUUUGAUGAAACGCAGAGGUACCUCAGGGAGCAGGGGAAGCUGCUCCAAAAGGAGAUUGGAAUUCAGCACUUGGCAACAAAGCUGCAGGAGAAGCAGGAUCAUGCCGACCACUUGGAGAAGAAGCUGGAAGAAAUGCAGGCCACGAUUGACAACCUGCUGGGGCAGCUCGUGGAGAAGAAAGCCGAUGCGCAGACUACGGGGACUCGAGCGGGUGAGGAACGGUGGCAGUUCCAGGGUGACGAUGGCGAGUGGAGGUCGUUCCCAGACGACGCGAACAGUGAGCUCAUGCGCCAGUUCCGGGAAGGCCAGUGGCACUGCACGAUCAAGAUACGUGGGAAGGUGUAUUCUGUCAACCUGAAGGAGGGCUGGCAGAUGAACCAGCAGACCUCAAGAAUGCGGUGGAUCCGCUGCUUUUUCGAAGUACCAAAGCAUUGGAAGUUGACCGACGAAGAAGCAUUGAGUUUUUUCAAUCCCGUGGGCGCCGGCGUGCUUCCUGCGACGGCUCAGGCAGUGGCUGACUCGCAAGUGGUCUGGAGGCUCGAGCGGCUGCUCAAUCAGGCACGGGCGCGCCAUGAUGGUAGCAGCUGCAUGUGUAGCCAUGGGAGCUCGCGCUUCUUAGUGGUGGAGGCUUUUCAGGUCAAGAACCUUCACCUGUGGCGGCGGUACCAGCGCUUUGUCCAGUCCAUGCGCGAGAAGCACCUUCUGCAUGGCCUCUCCCCCGAGCCCUGUCCAGCACUUGGCCAAGCUUUGGCUGAGUUUGCUUGGGAUCUGGACGUCGACGAAGCCAGCGAUGAGCGGCUUCUGCUACACGGGACCCGGGAUUUGGAGACUGCCGGCAAGAUUGCGGUCGAAGGUUUCGACAACCGAGUCUGGGAGCGCAGCGGCUUGUAUGGGCGAGGAAGCUACUUUGCAUGCCAGAGCUGCAAAAGUGCGCAGUAUGCGAGCAGCUUCGGCACGCACCACAAGGCAUCCUUCGAUGCAAUGGGGACCAUCCUCCUUGCUCGGGUGGCCAUCGGGCACCCCUUCUUUGCCGAGGGCCCGUGCAAGGAGCGCACGCGGCCCCCGGAGAAGUACGGCGUGCGCGCGGACUCCAUCGUCGCGAUGCCCGGGAUUCCCAAUGGCCUGCCGGGCCCUUCGGGCGUGCAAGGCCACAUGGAGGUGGUGACCUUCGACCCUGCGCAGGCAUAUCCGGAAUUCAUCGUGAGGUUCAUUGAGCAGUAG
Molecule: messenger RNA, 1677 nt
Organism: Symbiodinium natans
Lineage: Eukaryota; Dinophyceae; Suessiales; Symbiodiniaceae
Source: the annotation of a GenBank genome assembly